UCUCCCCUGAAGCCGGGACCGUAACGUAAUAAAAACUAGGACUCGAUGAGAGCUCGACUGGAAUGGUACUUUUAUUCGUCUAGACUUUAGAGAGAGAAACAGAGGAGAGAGAGUGAGAGAAGGAGAAUGGGGAAUCCGAAGCAGAAAUGGACUUCGGAGGAAGAAGAAGCUCUAAGAGCAGGCGUCGCAAAGCAUGGGACUGGAAAAUGGAAGGAUAUUCAGAGAGAUCCCGAGUUCAAUCCCUUUCUCGUCAAUCGUUCCAAUAUUGAUCUCAAGGAUAAAUGGCGGAAUAUGAGUUGUAGUGCCAAUGGCCAAGGUCCCAGGGAAAAGUCGAGAACCGUGAAAGCUAAAGCCAACUCAGAUGCCCCUGCUACUCAGGUGUCUACUCCACAGACGGCCGUUGCUGUUCCAGCAGUGCGUGAUUCCGCAACAGCUCCAAACGCGGAUGAUUCUUCCAAAGCAUUGCCAGAUGGAAAAAACUCUUCAAUGUAUAAUACAAUGAUUUUCGAAGCCCUUUCUUCUUUGAAAGAACCAAACGGAUCAGACACUAGUGCAAUUGUAAGCUAUAUUGAGCAAAGACACGAGGUUCCCCAAAAUUUUAGGAGGCUAUUAAGUACAAGGUUGAGAAGGCUGGUUGCACAAGACAAACUCGAAAAGGUCCAAAAUUGCUACAAGGUGAAAAGCCAUGCGGACGCCUCAUUGGGAACAAAGACGCCUGCACCGAAACCAGAAAGUCAACCUCGCCAAACGCAGACUACUGUUUAUAGGACCUCUACUGAUGUAGUAGACGAAGCAGCAGUAGCUGCCGCCUACAAGGUAGCUGAAGCUGAAAAUAAAUCAUUUGUGGCAGCUGAAGCAGUGAAGGAGGCAGAUAGGAUUUCCGAGAUGGCCGAGGACGCAGAAUCGCUUCUGCAGUUAGCAAAAGAGAUCUUUGAGAAAUGUUCACAGGGUGAACGCGUGUACGCAGCGUAACAUAAGAGCUGAAUCCAUGCUCUGCCCAUUUUUGAAGAUGAACCCUUGGAUUAGAACUUGUAAAUUUUGCUUGUUUUUUUACUUUUCUUUCAGGUGCAACCAAAUUGAAUUUUUUUCCUUCUUUUAAUAGUCUAGUUAUAACCUAUACUAAGAAUAUUUUGUGCAUUGUCGUCAGCAUGGCCACUGGUGGAAGAUUAAUCAACCAAGAAAAAUCAUGUACAGCAAUUAUCAAAGGCUUUAAUGCUGUAAUAUUGACACUUCCGCUAAUUACAAAUGUAGCAUAUUUAUUAAUGGAACGAUCGAAUGGAUUUUCUUUUCAUCUA
Molecule: messenger RNA, 1295 nt
Organism: Humulus lupulus (European hop)
Lineage: Eukaryota; Viridiplantae; Streptophyta; Magnoliopsida; Rosales; Cannabaceae
Product: single myb histone 4-like
Exons: 6
Coding region: 127-972 (281 amino acids)
Biological process (GO): nucleosome assembly
Cellular component (GO): nucleosome
Molecular function (GO): double-stranded telomeric DNA binding
Source: RefSeq, a predicted model, not a curated record